CCGAUCCCACUAGUGCUAAUCUUGACCCGGUUUUUCAACGACCCAUCGGUGACUCCCUAGAGUAUCUCUGUCGCUCAGACAGUAAACUGUUAUGUAAACGGGUGUUUCUUAACGCCAAAAGCUAAUCCACUUCGUUUUAAACGUUCCAAGUAUGGAUAUGGUGGAGCGGGGAAAUGGCCACGGAACUCGUGACUUAGUCCCUGUCUCGAACGAUGAAAAUCAAUCCACUGGCAAACGACCAAUGAACGCCUUCUUACUCUUUUGUAAACGACACAGAGGUCUUGUCAAAGAGCGCUACCCAAAUUUGGAAAACAGGAACAUCACCAAAAUCCUUGGUGAAUGGUGGCAGAGCAUAAGUGAUCAGGAGAAGGCCAGCUUUAACAGCCUUGCUACAGAAUUCAAAGAACAUGUUUUGCGCGAACAGCCUAACUUCAGAUGGAGAAAGCAGCCCACAGCCAAUGCAAGCCACUUAACUAAUUCAAACUCCUUAGCCACAAUGCCAUCUGUGAACCAUAACAGUCGCGAUUCCUUUAGCAGCUCCUCCCCCCACAACAACCCCAGUCAAUUAAGCCCGGUGGAAUUGAGCAAUGGACCAAGUCCAAGCCAUGAUGGCAGUGGAAGCAGCAGUCCAGAGCCCUCGCCCCCAAGCAACGACAGCAACACAGGCUCCGCCCCAAAGCAUUUUAAGAAAAGAUUUCUCCAGACUGCAACUGAACAACAAGCAAAGAUGAACUCUGAAGAUUCAGCUUCCGGACCCGUGUCUCCCGACGCAGAGCACGCUUGUAAAGCUCUCUUGCAGUUGGCUGGUGUCCGAGAAGCGAGUCCUAAUGGGAGCCAAUCCGGAUCGCGAUCAGGAACGAGUAGUCCACCAAGUGAUUCUGGGAAUGGAAGAGACAGGAGCGAGGGUGGAAAUCGCCCUGCUAAUGGUGGCAGUAAAACUGAAGAGUUCAAAAUCCUUAGAGACGCCGUGUGGAGCAGAGUGGCUAAAACGCUCUUGAAACAGGAGGCUGAAAAGGGCAAUCAAUCCCACGAGGAUUCUGACGAUGCACCUCUGAAUCUCUCUAGCCAAUGCACCAUUCGAGGUCAGCAGAUCAUCGAGCAUAUCAUCGAGAAUAUUUUGGACAAGCCUUUGGCUGAUGGAGAAAGAGUUGAAGAACAAGCUCCCAGUGUGUCGUUCAAUAACAACACUUCUCGGAUGAAUGGAGAUGGAUUGGCCUCGUCCAACCAGCAUCACGAAACUGCCGAAGAGAUCAAGGAGAGAAUUUACAUGGGUUUGAAGCAAGAUUUCCAGAAUCGAGGACCCGGAGCCAAGGAUGAUAAAAAAGAUAUGAGUGCUCUUUGGAAUCUUCUUCCCCAUAAGAUGGCCAAUCAGAAAAGUCAGAAAAUAACCACUGCCAACCCAAAACUCACAACCCCAACCACCCGUUCUCCUUCGCCGUCUGUAACAAACACUACCAAGCCCACGUCUGCCGUCAACCGAAAUGACCUUGCCAAUAGUUCUUCGUCGGGGCUUGACAUCAAGAGUCUUCUGGCCCACUCCCCCGCUCCUCAAUCUCCCAGAUCAAAGGCGAAUGGGAGUAAUCAACUUCGAACUUCCCCACCUCCUGUGUCUGUGACAUUAAUCACCACAGAAUCACGUUCCAACGGAGAACGCACCAAUCGACCGUUGAAUCUUUCCACGACGCCCCCUCAAACCCCGUCUGUUAGUGUCACCCCAAUGUCAGUUGAAUUGAACAACUUCUCCAAUCAGGACAAGGUCUCCAGCCUUGCGGCUCCAAAGCGGCCUCAUGAGGACGAUGAAGAGGACCGUAGGCGUAGCUCAAGAUCUUGUAAAGGCAAGCGCUAUCAGGAAUUACGAGACGAGGGUCACUUGGGUCGAAAAGGGAGAAAAACUCAUCGCAGCGGAGAUGAUCCUUCCCAUGUGGACGAGGGAGGGAUUGUUUAUUUAAGCAAGAGUGAGAGCUCUUCGGAGAUCGUAACCCAACCCCAUUAAAUUCAAAGGAUACUCAACAACCACUUCGUCCCAGUGGUCAGUCUUUCGACGUUAUGGCCAAAUUGAACGCCAUUCCCGCCCUCAGCCUUGAGGUCUAUCAACAGAGGGUCAAGCUAAAUCGGCCCCCGUUUCCAACGUCACUUCCAACGGCACGGAUCACCCUCAAAGGCGAAGUGGAAAUCUCAGAUCUAUGGCUAGUGAUCAUCAGAAUACCCCCGGGGUGCAAACUAACUCCAUUGAAUCUCCUGGAUCCAGGAGAAAAGGUCGUCGAGGUGCUCCGGCCAAAGAGGAUACACCAGAAGAAAUGACCGUCUCGUCUUAACUUAAAUUUGAUGGGAAAGGAAGAAUACCAACGCCCAAUUUCCGAGUAAAGCCAACCUGAUGUGAUUGUUGUCCUACAGACAAAGGUCUGGGUGGGAUAUUGUCAACAAUUGUUGACCUAUUUUCAACGGCAUGCAAAUCCAUGCACCAUUUUGGGAAAAUCUAAGUGGAAAGAAAAUGUCUUUGCCCGACCGACGUGACCCCCCCUCCCCCCACACACACACACAGGCCAUGCCAUUGUGAAGGCAUUGCUUGUUCUCCCAUGUUAUUCGUCUUCUCUCCUAUAUCUUCAUUCUCAACUCCUGGAUUUUUUAAAUUCGUUCUGAGAGUUUGUUGUCCACCGUUCGCUAAAAGAACAAUAGACGAGCAAGUUGGAGUUUUUCGGUUGAAACGACUUAGUUUUCCAUCAUUGCUGGACCUGUCGCAACCAUGUUAAAAUUACAAAGCGUAAUUGCAUCUAUGGGUGUGUUAAUGCAGAUGAUUUAUUUUGUCAACUAUGAGCACAGAAACUCUCUUUUUAGCCUAAUUGGAAAUAUUUUCGAAGUCUCCCAGCUCAUUGGCAUUGAAUUAUACAACUAUCUUUCAUCUUGAAAGAGAUGUGCCUGUCUCGAUUUUCGUCUGCUUGGACCAUCCAUCCUCGCCCUCUUAAAACCAUACUACUUUUUGGUUCAAAACACUUGGGUUUCUUGAUCCGUGUCUUGUUUUAAGUUAUAGGCCAAUUGAUGAUCGUUUUUUCAGCGUUAAUACGCAAUUAUCCCUUGACCUAGAGUUCAAUUGAUCAACCCGACUAUCUCACGACACAAAAAUUCUAACAAUUAAUAUUGAUGAAAUCAUGACAAAUUUUGAGUCUCUACUGUCUUGGAAACGACUUAAUAGUCCAAUUAGAGUGUGUCAUCAAAGGAACAAAUGGACUCCUUUCGGUGUCACUCGACUUCUAACGAUCGAUUUUCUUCUCAAAAGUGAAUGCAAAAAUUAGUUAAAUUUGAAGUUUACACCGACUUCGACCACAUCCCUCCCUAUCAUUUCGUGUGCUAUUGUGGCGGUAUUUUUAGCCUGGGGUUCGACACCCUUUGGGGGUCUGAAGUAUUCAUGAAUUCUUCAACCAUUGAUACGAUGAUAAUUAUUAUUAUUCUAUUAAUUUCUCUACCGCUGUUCUCUGCAGAACCAUUAUUCUGUCUAAAUGAUGACGCGGGAGAGUGGUUCAUCGGAAAUCACAAUCGCAGUUUAGAAGAAAUUUGUAACUGAAAAAGAAUGAUUAAUUUCAUUUUUCGCCAAAUAAACGUGUUACUCGCGAAA
This is a messenger RNA of Tigriopus californicus, 3610 nucleotides long. RefSeq names its product HMG box transcription factor BBX-like. Lineage: Eukaryota; Metazoa; Arthropoda; Copepoda; Harpacticoida; Harpacticidae. The record is from RefSeq and is a predicted model, not a curated record. Gene Ontology annotation, cellular component: nucleus. Gene Ontology annotation, molecular function: DNA-binding transcription factor activity, RNA polymerase II-specific; RNA polymerase II transcription regulatory region sequence-specific DNA binding. Gene Ontology annotation, biological process: regulation of transcription by RNA polymerase II. Bases 152 to 1993 code for a protein of 613 amino acids. The transcript has a single exon.